AUGACGACUCCGACUCGGGAACCGAGGAUGAGCUUAGCGGACGGGAAGUUAGCGCAGACCGCCUCUCGUGGCGGGACUGCUAGCGAAAGCGCUGCCGCGUUACUUCCGGGAAAGCCGGCUGAUGCAGCAGAGGGUGGAAGUGACGCGAGGGAAGGAGGAGCAGGAGGAGGGGGAGGACGAGGAGGAGGAGAAGGAAAAGAAGGAGGAGAAGGAGAAGGGAAAUUAGGAAACGGAGGGAGCGCGGCGGCGAGAGGAAGACACGGCGGCGAGGUACGAGACGCUGAAGCUGGAAGCACGUCCAGCGACGUGGGUGGGUUAGAGGGACGCGCCGAUUCGGUCGAGCAUACGGAGAGCAGCGGGAAUGCAGGAGACUGGGAUUUGGCAUGGGAUGACGAGACGGACGAGGAGAAGGAGAAGGCGGAGGGGAAGGCGGAGGGGAAGGCGGAGGGUAAGGCGGAGGGGAAGGCGGAGGGGAAGGCGGAGGGGAAGGCGGAGGAGAAAGGGGACGCGGAGACCGCAGGGACGGCGAAAGGCGGCGAAAGGGAGGAGGAGGUCAAUGCGGGUGCGACUGGCAGUGCAGGGGUUGUUGCUGCUGCUGCCGCUGCUGCUGCUGCCGCUGCUGCUGCUGCUGCUGCUGCUACGGCAACUGCAGGUGGUGCUCCGCCAUUCGCGGAGGGCAAGGGCGCGUCGUUCAUGGACGCCUCGCGCCCGCUCUCCUCGCACCCCUUCAUGCACGGCCCUGCCAUGCCGCGCGCCGACAUCUGCACCGAGUUCUACAUCAUCCGUCACGGGGAGGCAGCGCACAACGUGUCAACGCUCAUAGGGGGGCGGUCGCCGCAGGCAGCGCUGACCCCUCUGGGCGAGCAGCAGGCGGUGCUGCUGGGACGGUACCUGAGGGACUACGUGGGCGUGCGCUUCCACGCCAUCUUCUCCUCGCCCAUCGAACGUGCCAAGCGCACCGCCAUCCUCGCCUGCCAGGAGAUGGGGGUAUCAGAGGCAGUGAUCCGGUACGCGGACGAGCUGCAGGAGCUGAGCCAGGGGCAGUGGGAGCGGCAGCCGCGCGCACGCAUCUACCAGCGCGGCGUGCUGGAGCAGAUGGUGGCCGCUCAGCCUGACUUCCGGGCGCCUGGGGGAGAGAGCCAACGACAGGUUGAGUUCCGUAUGGUCGAGUUUGUGAGCAAUAUCGUUUUCGUUCGGCAGCAUCUGGAAGCCCUUGCUUCCACUCCCUCUGCACCACCUUCCACCGCGCAGAACCCCGCAUCUGCCCCACCCUCAAAUCUAUCCACCAAGCCUGAACCAUUGCAGAUUUCCAACACCCAGGCUGCUGCUGAUUCAGUCUUCUCUCAUGGCACUGCCAUACGGUGCCUUGUGCGUGGCGUGUUGGGUUCUGACCCCCACCUCACCCACAACAUUGGCAUUGACAACACAUCCAUUUCUAUUCUCCGCCAUACUGCUCGGAGAGGAUGGCAUCUGGUGAAGAUGAAUGACACCACGCACCUCAUUCUUGCACGCGGUCCUUUGCAUUUACACGAUGGAUCUUCCUGA
Molecule: messenger RNA, 1545 nt
Organism: Closterium sp. Yama58-4
Lineage: Eukaryota; Viridiplantae; Streptophyta; Zygnematophyceae; Desmidiales; Closteriaceae
Source: the annotation of a GenBank genome assembly